GAGCACUUGAACAUUUGGGAUGAUGAAUAAAACACCAGGCAACAGAUAAUGUUUUGGAAGAAGGGGGCCUCAUUUUUCUGCUUUCGUGCAAUGCUCUCGGCCCCUCGCACUGAUCAGUGGCUCCUCGAAUCAGCCAGCCUCGCUUUCGUUCCACUUCCUGGUUUUCGUUAACCACCAUCUCUACUACCACAAUCUGUGAUUUCAUUCUGCUAUUGUACAAGUCAAUGCACAAAAUUUCGAUUUGAACUAUACCAGAAGUUAAACCUUGUAACACGAUGGCAACGAAUGCAACAAAGAAACUGAUAAAUGAUCCAUCAAACACUGUAAACGAAGCGCUAGAAGGGUUUGUUAUGGUGAAUCCAAAUGUGGCACUAAUUCAGGAACAUAAAGUUGUAAUAAGAAAAGAUGUCAAGAUGUUACAGGAGGCAGGUAAGGUUUGCCUUAUUUCUGGAGGUGGAAGUGGGCAUGAGCCUGCACACGUGGGGUAUAUAGGUGAGGGUAUGUUGACUGCAGUUGUAUGUGGUGAUGUAUUUGCCUCACCUCCUUCAUCAGCUGUUCUGGCUGCUAUCAGAGCGUGUAAUUCGACUGCCGGGGUUUUACUCAUUGUCAAGAACUACACAGGAGAUAGACUUCAUUUUGGUAAAGCAGCAGAAAGAGCGAAAGCAGAGGGAAUACGCGUUGAGAUGGUUGUUGUUGGAGAAGACUGUGCAAUAGCAAGUGACAACAAAAGUGCUGGAAGGAGAGGUUUAUGUGGUAUAGUUUUCAUACACAAGAUUGCUGGUGCUAUGGCGGAAUCUGGAAAAACACUUGAUGAUAUAGUUAAUGUCGUCAGUGAAGUAGCAAGGAACAUGGGUACAAUCAGCAUAAGUUUGUCACCAUGCAGUUUGCCAGGCCAGUCACCCAACUUUGAAAUUUCAUCUGAUGGCAUUGAAUUUGGUCUUGGGAUUCAUGGUGAACCUGGUGUGAAAAAAAUGAAACUGACUCCUGCAAAAGCAAUUGUUAAAGAAAUGGUUGACUAUUUGCUCGGCAGUGAGUACAUGCCAAAGCUUGAUGGCAAGAAUGUUGCUGUCAUUUUAAACAAUUUAGGUGGAACAUCCAACUUAGAGAUGAGUCUUGUGGCUGGAGAGGUUUUGAAAUACUUACGGUCUAUUGGCUUGUUUGUUGAUCGGUUCUAUGUUGGAGCAUUCAUGACAUCAUUAGAAAUGGCAGGAGUGUCAAUCACAGUGCUAGCAUCUUCAAAGAGUACAGUUGCUUGGUUGGAUGAGAAAUGCAGCAGUGCUUGGUGUCAUAGUGGACAUCUACCUGAACCUCAUGAAUGUUUUGUGGCAAACCCACUUGAUGAUAACCUUCUUAAGGAGGGGUCAGAAGUUCAAUCAUCUACUGGAAAAUUGCUUUUUAGUUGUUUAAAGAAUGUCUGCACAAGGCUUCUUGAAAAUGAGCAAUACUUAAAUGAAUUGGAUAGGGCUGCAGGUGAUGGUGAUUGUGGUACAACUCUUGCAAGAGGCUCAACAGUUAUAAUGGAACACUUAGGCACUGUCCAGUCAUCACUUUUACCACUGGAUGACCCUUCAAAGCUAACUUUGUCACUUGCCACACUGCUUGAGAAUUCAAUGGGUGGCUCCUCUGGUGCAAUUUUUAGCUUGUUUCUGACAGCAUUGGCAAAAGGCUUGAAAGAACACAGUCAGGCAGCAUUGACCCAAGCACUAUCUCAUGGCAUUGAAACUGUAAAAGAAUAUGGUGGUGCAGUGGAGGGUGACAGAACACUGUUAGAUGCACUUUGCCCUGCUAUAAAGGCCUUUGGUGCUCAAGAAACUGCUGUGCAAGCUGCUAAGAGUGCUGCUGCAGCUGCGAUGAAAGGUGCCCAGAAUACAAUACCUAUGGCAGCCAAUGCAGGAAGAUCUAGCUAUGUGUGCUCCACUAAUUUGACAGUGCCAGAUCCGGGAGCCAUGGCUGUAGCCUUAGUGUUUGAUGCAAUAGCAAAAACAGUUUCAAUGUAGCUUUUGAUCUUUAACUAAGCUAAAAUAUGGAUGCAUAUUAUAUUAUACUUGUAUGUGGAAAUACAUUAAAGUGAAUUUAUAGUGUUAACGAUUUGUAACAGAUUUAUCUAUUACUGAUGAUAUUUUAAAACCUCUUUGUGAUUCUAUAAGACAAAAAUGAAUUGACUUAUGUCAACAAGAGUUUCAUAUGAUUGUUUGA
This is a messenger RNA of Rhopilema esculentum, 2196 nucleotides long. RefSeq names its product triokinase/FMN cyclase. Gene Ontology annotation, biological process: glycerol catabolic process. Gene Ontology annotation, molecular function: glycerone kinase activity; ATP binding. Gene Ontology annotation, cellular component: cytosol. The record is from RefSeq and is a predicted model, not a curated record. Lineage: Eukaryota; Metazoa; Cnidaria; Scyphozoa; Rhizostomeae; Rhizostomatidae.